AAGGGCUGGCAGAGAGGGAAAAGAUGAGCGGUAGGAUACUGCAGCAGGGGAAAUAAAGGAGGGAGAUGUUCCCAGCUCCUGUAACCACCCAGAGCCAUUCCCUGUAUCGUCCCUGGGCAGAGUGACUUCCCUGGGAAACAGGUGAGGAGCUGAGAGAGGAGAAGCCAGGUCCUGUCCCUGCUGGGUCCCCAGGGUGCUGGGGUGAAGCGAGGCCCUUGGGGAUGAUGUCAGGGCUGCUUUGAUUCUGCUCUUUCCUAGCAUGUGGUUGAGAGACUCUGCUACUGGGAGGGUUUAAAGCUAUCUCCCAUGGGUUUCGUCCUGGUUGGCACCGCGAUGAAAUAAAGUGACCCAGCGUUUGCCCCGAACCUAGAACAUCCGUUUGCAGGCAAAGACCCGGGAGGGAACUGGGCUGUGAAAUGCACUGAAGCCCCUUCUGAACGAUCCCCAGUUGCCCUUCUCACCCCAGCAGGUCGUGGAAUAACAACCCUGUGGCCGUCGCGAGUGUCCCGACCUCCCAGAUGCCGGUGACCUUCGAGGAGGUGGCUGUGUAUUUCACCCAGGGGCAGGGGGCUCUGCUGGACCCCGCUCAGAGAGCCCUCUACAGGGUCGUCAUGCAGGAGAACUAUGAGACGGUGACCUCGCUGGCAGGAUUUCCCCUUCCCAAACCUGACCUGAUCGCCCGGCUGGAACGAGGGGAAGAGCCGUGGGUGCCCGAUCUCAGCAGCCCUGCAGAAAGGGAGAUCCCGAGAGGUACCCGUGCAGGUGAUGAGACGGUGAGUCAGAAUGAGGAGAAUCCUCAGCUGGAACGUCCUGAGCUAGUGGAACUGCAUGAGAUGUUCUCAGAGAGAUCCAAAGGGAACGUGUCCCAAAACAGUGAGCAGGAAAAAACCUGGGAGAGUCAGUGCAUGUCGGCAAGGCAGGUGGGAAUCCAGCCAGGGAGGAAAGCAGACAGAUCCAAUUUUUUGGGGGGCGGAUUCAAGGAUCUUAAGGAAACCACAGCCCAGCAGAGAAUCCACCUGGGAGAGAGAAAAAACAGUUGCACGGCCUGUGGGAAAAGCUUCAGCCGGCACUCAAACUUUAUUUCUCAUCAGCGAAUUCACACAGGAGAGAGACCCUAUACAUGCUUGGAGUGUGGGAAAAGUUUCAUUCAAAGCACACAGUUGAUCAGGCAUCAGAGAGUGCACACAGGAGAGAAGCCCUAUAAAUGCCUCCAAUGCGGGAAAAGUUUCAAUCAGAAUUCACACCUCAUUAGACACGAGAGACUGCACAUGGGAGAGAAAUUGUAUAAAUGCACCGAGUGUGGGAAAAGCUUCCAUCGGAGUUCAGGUCUUACCUCACAUCAGAGAAUCCACACCGGACAGACGCCCUUCAAAUGCCUGGAGUGUGGGAAAAGUUUCGAUUGGAGCUCACGGCUUAUUGCACAUCAGAGGAUUCACACAGGAGAGAGACCUUAUAAGUGCCCAAAGUGUGGGAAAUGUUUCAUUCACAGCUCAGAUCUUCUUUCCCAUCAGAGAAUCCACACAGGAGAUAGACCCUAUAAAUGCCCCCAGUGUGGGAAAAGCUUCAACCAUAGCUCAGAUCUUCUUUCCCACCAGAGAAACCACACAGGAGAAAAACCCUACAAAUGCCAGGACUGCGGGAAAAGUUUUAAUCGGAGCGCUCACCUGUUUAGACACCAGAGACUGCACACGGGGGAGGACUCUUAUAAAUGCCCCAGCUGUGGGGAAAGCUUCAGUCAGAUCUCAGAUCUUAUUUCACACCAGAGAAGCCACACGAGUGAGAAAUCCUAUGAAUGCCUCGACUGUGGGGAAAGGUUAAGUGACAGGUCGGCCCUUAAUAGACAUCACCGAACCCACACAGGGGAGAAACCCCAUAAAUGCCUCGACUGUGGGAAAAGUUUUGACUGGAGCUCGAACCUCAUUGUGCAUCGGAGAAUUCACACGGGAGAGAAACCCUAUAAAUGCCCAGAGUGCGGGAAAAGCUUCAAUCGGAACUCGCACCUCAUUCGACAUCAGAGACUUCACGUGGGAGAGAAACCUUGAGUGUGUCCUCCCUGCAUUCAGAUUGCACCGCUGCGCGGGACUGAUUUCUGUAGCGGUCCAUCAUGGGCAGCCUCGAAAAGCCUAGAAGCCUAAGAAUCCCACUGCAGCCCGAGCAGCAUCAGCCUCUGAGAGCUUGUCUAGACUUGGGAAGGGGGUUAGGGUUAGCUAGCACAACCCCAUCUCCGACCAAACCUCCCCCACUGUUCCUAGUGUCGGCUGACUCGGAGUGUCUCAUUUGUACGGUUCCCCACUAUUAGCAAAGUGAUUGUGAGUCCCUGAGUUCCCCCUUCAGAGACAGAUGGGCUUCUUCCCAACCAUUCUGAGGAUGCCCCAUGCCGUUCUGAAGAGCUGCUAUUCUUUGUACCUUUUUUCUUUUAUAAAACGUGAGUAGAGAGCUGGAGCAGAGAGAGACAAAUGUGUUUUCACAGCCUCCGUGUUACUUAAGGCCGACAGGGUGAGCGGGGGAGGGGGGAUUCCCUCCUUCCCCCCUCCAUUGUCACAGUCCCCCUUGACGCAGCAGACAUGAAGAGUUGAUCCUCCCCCGUUCUCCCGCUCCACUCCCCCAGUGUCUCGUGCUGUCAGCUCUCCGUGCUCAGGAGUCACGCCUUGACUUGUUUGAUCCCCGAUCAGACUGACGAGGGCUGGAUAAGCAAGUGUUAGAGACCUGGAGGGAGAAUUUGAAGGAAUCCCAAAGCCAGUGUGGUUGUUCUGAGCUUAAAUCCACGUGCCCAGCUAUUGGUAAAAGGCUAGAUCCUCAAAGGGACUUUGGCACAUCAAGUACCUAAAUCCAACAUCUAGGCACCACUGAGAUCCUCAAAAGCCCUGCUUAGCUGCUGCCUAACCCUGCAGGUGCCUGCAUUCUCUAGGGGCCUAAACUCCUGCCAGUAAAGUCCUCUGGGCAUCUAAGUUUCAAGAGGUCAUCUACUCCAUCCCGCCUUGCUGGGGCAGGAUUAAAUAUACCUAGACCAUUCCUGACAGGUGUUUGUCCCCCAUGUUCUUAAAAACCUCCCGUGAUGGGCAUUCCAUAACCUUCUUAGGGAAAUCGUUCUAGUGCUUAACAGCCCUGAUAAGGUUUUCCUAAUAACUAACCUAAAUCUCCCUUCGUGCAAGUUAAGUUGAUUACUUCUUGUCCUGCCGUCAGUGGACAUGGAGCAAAAUUGAUCACCAUCCUCUUUAUAACAGCUCUUAGCAUAUUUGAAGACUGUUACCAGGUCCCCCCUCGGUCUUUCCUUCUCUCGACUAAACAUGCCCAAUUCUUCCAAUCUUUCCUACUCGGUCAGGGUUUCUCAACCUCUAAUUUUUUUUGCUGUCCUCUGAUCGCUAUCCAAUCUGUUCGUAUGUUUCUAGUGCACUGCCCCAAACUGGAUAUGGUUCUGUAUCUGAGGCCUCAUCAGUGCCGAGUACUUUGGAGCAGUUACCUCCCAAGUCUUUCAAGCGAUGCUCCUGUUAAUGCAUCCCAGAUGGUGUUUGCCUUUUUCACAACGACAUCACACAGUUGCAUUGACAACAGUCUAGAGCAGUGGUUCUCAACCUAUUUACCGUUGUGGGCGGCAUAUGCAGCUCUCUCUGUGUUUCAUGGGCCACAUCUACACAGUAUAUAUACGACCUAUCUGGCCCUGAGGAUGUCACAUGGGCUGCAGCUGUGUACUAAUUGGGCCUCGAGUUGAGAACCACUGAUCUAGAGUCAAUGACUCUGAUUGUCUCCUAGGGGGUCUGUACUGGGACCGAUGUUGUUCAACAUAUUCAUAAAUGAUCUGGAAAAAGGGGUGAACAGUGAGGUGGCAAAAUUUGCAGAGGAUACAAAACUACUCAAGAUAGUGAAGAACCAGGCAGACUGUGAAGAGUUACAAAGGGCUCUCACCAAACUGGGUGACUGGGCAACAAAAUGUUAGAUGAAAUUCAGUGUUGAUAAAUGCAAAGUAAUGCACACUGGAAAAUGUAAUCCUAACUAUACAUAUAAAAUGAUGGGGUCUACACUAGCUGUUACCACUCAAGAAAGAAAUCUUGGAGUCAUUGUGGAGAGUUCUCUGAAAACAUCCACUCAAUGUGCAGCAAUACUCAAAAAAGCUAACAGAAUAUUGGGAAUCAUUAAGAAAGGGAUAGAUAACAAGACAGAAAAUACCAUAAUGCCUCUAUAUAAAUCCAUGGUGCGCCCACAACUUGAAUACUGUGUGCAGAUGUGGUCGCGCCAUCUCAAAAAUGAUAUCUUGGAAUUGGAAAAGUUUCAGAAAAGGGCAACAAAAAUGAUUAGGGGUAUAAAACGGCUUCCGUACGAGGAGAGAUUAUAAAGACUGGGACUUUUCAGCUUGGAAAAGGGAUGACUAAGGGGAGAUGUGAUUGAGGUGUAUGAAAUCGUGACGGGUGUGGAGAAAGAAAAUAAGGAAGUGUUAUUUACUCCUUCUCAUAACACAAGAACUAGGGGCCACCAAAUGAAAUGAAUAGGCAACAGGUUUAAAACAAACAAAAGGAAGUAUUUCUUCACACGACACACAGUCAACCUGUGGAACUCCUUGUCAGAGGAUGUUGUGAAGGCCAAGACGGUAAUAGGGUUCAAAAAAGAACUAGAUACAUUCAUGGAGGAUCGGUCCAGGAAUAGCUGUUAGCCAGGAUGGGCAGGGAUGGUGUUCCUAGCCUCUGUUUGCCAGAAGCUGGAAAUGGGCAACAGGGGAUGGAUCACUUGAUGAUUCCCUGUUCUGUUCAUUCCCUUUGGGGCACCUGGCACUGGCCACUGUCGGAAGACAGGAUACUGGGUUAGAUGGACCAUUGGUGUGACCCAGUAUGGCCGUUCUUAUGUUCCUAUGUUCCCUAUCUACUGGCCCAUCCCCAUGCAACUAUGAACUCUCUACUCAGAAACCUGACCGGGGAAGAGUCCAGAGUUUCUCAGUCUGGGAACCUGGCAAAAGGGGACAGAGAUUAUAUUGAAAAGGGGUGCCCCUCUGUGGGGAGGGGUCUGCCACUUCAUGGGUUUCAGAGAGAAGGCAGGAGGGGCUCUCCCUAGCCUGAAUCACAGACAAAACCUGGAGGAGAGCAGAGAAAAGCAGAGGAGAGAGUGGGUGAUGAGCCGGGAAAUCCGUGAAGAAUUUAUGAAUGCGCUGUGAGGUUCUGAACUUUCUGUGUGCAUCCGUGUCAAACUACAAACCCCAUUUUCAAUUGCCAGGCUGAUCUCUACCUUCCCACUGUCUUCCGACCUCCAUCCUGAGUUAGAAUUCCAUAAGGGUUGCUGGCCCAGGGCUAACAAUGGAGGGUUGUUAACCUUUGACCACUCGCCAUCCACACGGGUCAAGAGAGAGCAGCUCAGCAAGGCAAAGCCAUUUUUAUAGGCCAGAGUCAUCAGGGAGGAUCACUUGGCAACAAAGUCUCCUGGCAAGCAUCUGUGGUGUCCGGGGGAGGAUGUCAUUUGAUUUGGGGAAGGGUAAAUAUUAUAAAAGAGCAGGAGCUGCUUCUUCUUCAGGGCCAUUUAGCUCAAGAAGAGGGGGAAGCCCAGCAUGUAGGAGCCUGAUGAGGCAGGGAACUCUGCCUCCAUACCUGAACACAGGUGGUCCCCCAAAGACUCCCAAGGAUAGGGUGAACUACCGAGGGGCACUGCACUGAGAAUGCUUGUUGUGUUCUGUAUGAUCAUGUGUGCUUUAGCCGUUAAGUAAAAGAGCCAUGGUUUUCCCUGUGCAAAGUGUAUGUGUGUGUUACAUAUAGGCUUGGAAGGACUUGAUUUUUAUCGGUAAAUGUUGAUUUCACUGUACGCACACAAAUAGAUGUAAAAUAGGUCAAUCGAAAACAACUUGAAAUUUAUGACUAGGCAAAGUAAGAAAAAUGCUCCUUGAGAAACUUUAGAGGCCAAAUCCAGGUAUUUAAACCUUUUCAAUUUUGCUUAUUUCAAAAGGAGCAGGGAACGAAUAGUAAAAACAAGGAUGAUUCGUUGAUGUAAGGAUGUGUAUUCUGUAUAUUUGGAUGUGUAAUGCCGACAAUUUGUGGUUUAAUGGUUUAUAAAAGUUUUAACUUUUCGACUCUC
Molecule: messenger RNA, 6048 nt
Organism: Chelonia mydas (Green sea turtle)
Lineage: Eukaryota; Metazoa; Chordata; Testudines; Cheloniidae
Product: zinc finger protein 501
Exons: 4
Coding region: 519-2042 (507 amino acids)
Biological process (GO): negative regulation of transcription by RNA polymerase II; central nervous system development
Cellular component (GO): nucleus
Molecular function (GO): DNA-binding transcription repressor activity, RNA polymerase II-specific; RNA polymerase II cis-regulatory region sequence-specific DNA binding
Source: RefSeq, a predicted model, not a curated record